Molecule: messenger RNA, 6820 nt
Organism: Candoia aspera
Lineage: Eukaryota; Metazoa; Chordata; Lepidosauria; Squamata; Candoiidae
Gene: TRIP11
Product: thyroid hormone receptor interactor 11
Exons: 20
Coding region: 272-6103 (1943 amino acids)
Biological process (GO): endoplasmic reticulum to Golgi vesicle-mediated transport; Golgi organization
Cellular component (GO): Golgi apparatus
Molecular function (GO): small GTPase binding
Source: RefSeq, a predicted model, not a curated record
CCGGAGGUGUCAUGGCGGCCGUUGAGGUGGCAGGUCGAUUUGGAGGCCCUUCAGCUGAAUGAGAAACCCCGGCCUGGACGGCUGGCGGGUAGAACUGCUAUGAUAAGAGCCUUUUUAGAACAAAAAAGUCACCUGGCAGCGUGUUGCUCUUUAAGCUGCUAAGCCAAGGGACGCACACGACUUGGGUGGAGGGAAAGCGGCGUCGGAGAACCCAGCUGAUUGUUACUGUCCUGCUUUCUUCUUUCCGACGACUGUGUUGAGCUUGGCUGGGAUGGCAUCGUGGCUGGGGGGCCUCGGUGCGGGAUUCGGCCAGUCCCUAGUGGGACAGGUCGGAGGCAGCUUGUCGACCCUGACAGGGCAGAUCUCCAGCUUCACCAAGGAUAUGCUGUUAGAAGGCACGGAGGAGGUGGGAGAUGCUACAGUUGAUUUUCCUGCAUCUAACUCUAGUCUGAGAGACAUAGAAAGCAUUCAUGCAACACUGAGAUCAGAGAAUGACAGGUUGAAGAAGUUUUGUAAUGAUCUUGAAGAAAAGAAUGAAGUAGCAGAGCUUCAGAUAAAGCAACAAUCCAUAGAUUACCGUAAUCAGCUACAGCAGAAAGAGGUGGAAAUCAGCCAUCUUAAAGCCAGGCAGAAUGCUUUACAGGAGCAACUACAGAAGAUGCAGUCAGCUGCUCAGUCAUCACAGUUAGGAACUAUUGUUUCUUCAUCGGCCACUACAUCAGUUCCUUUUGUUCCUGUAGUUAGAAAUCAUUCUUCUGAUUUUCAUGGAGAUGAUAUGGAUUUUGGAGAUGUGAUCUGGUCUCAACAAGAAAUAAACAGACUGUCCAGUGAAAUUUCUAGGCUUGAAUCUGAAGUUGACCACUGGAAGCAGAUUGUACAGUUUUCUAAGCCACAAGGAGCAAGUAGUACAGAUCAGAAUGAAAUCUGCAAGCUGCAAAAUAUUAUCAAGGAACUAAAACAGAAGUUGAGCCAAGAAAUAGAUGAGCAUCAGCAUGAGCUUUCAGUAUUGCAAGAUGCACAUCAUCAGAAAUUAGCAGAGAUAAGUCGACGUCAUAGAGAAGAACUAAGUGAAUAUGAGGAACGAAUAGAAGAACUGGAGGAUCAAUUACAGAAAGUUGGUGGGAAUACUGAAGCUGCUUCUUCUGAAACUGAUCUACAAAACUGUUUGACUGGAUCAAAACCGCCACACUUGAGUGACUUACAAGAUAAAGUGGAAAGUUUAAGUCAAAAAUUAUCUUCAGCAGAAGAAGAGAAAAGUAUUCUCUGGAAAGAACUUGAAUUUGUAAAAAAAGAGAAAAGUCAAUUAGGAGAAGAAUGUGAAAGACUAAAAUCUGAAUGCAGUAAACUCCAAACGUCUAUUCCUGAAGAACAGGCCAGUGUAAAAGUACAGGAAGUCCCUAAUUUUGUAGAAGAAUCAUUGAAGGCUGAAGUGGAACGAUUGCAGCAAGCACUACUUGAUGCAGAAAGUGAAAUAACAAAAUUGAAAAGAUUAAAUCAGGAAGGAAUUCAGAAAGAAACAGGAAAUUUACAACCUAAGUGUGAUAGUACUAUGGAUGCAUCAACUGAAGGACAGAACUUGGAGUUAAAUCAGUUACAAGACAUGCAAAAGAAACAACAUGAAUUGAAUGAAAGCAGUGCUGAAAAAGAAGCUCUAAUAGCAGAAUUGGAAGAACUGGACAAGCAGAACCAAGAAGCUACCCAGCAUAUGAUUAUGUUGAAGGAACAACUAGCCAAACAAAAUGCAGAAGCUGCUAACGUUAUCGACCAGCUAAAACUGGAUGUAAAAUCUGAGAAAAGAACAAUAUCUGUGUUGGAAGCUGAGAAAAUGGAAAUGAGCAAAGAGCUGCAGAGCCAGAAAGAAACAUUGAAUCAAUGCACAUUUGCACUUAAUGAUUUGCAUAUGACUAAGCAACACCUGGAAAAUAAAAUAAAAGAGUUAAAAGAACAACUUAAAACAUCCCAACGUUAUAGCUCCAAAAAUGAACAGGAAAUUGUAGAAUUAAAGAAGAACCUAACUGAAAGAGAAGAAGAAUGUUCUCUUCUCAAAAAUGAAUUAACCAAGAUACAUCAGAAAUUUAACAGUUAUAAUCAAGAUCAUUCAACUAUGGAAAGAGAAAAAGAAAUGUCAGACCUGAAAGAGCAAAUUUCUGAAAAUAAACUGAUAAAUACAGAUUUGGAGAAAUCUAUCUUGAAUCUUCAAACAGAAAAAGGAAGACUUCAUUUAGUAUGUGAGGAACUUAAACAGCAGUUGCAAAUAGCUAAUAGUGAGAAGAGCAAGACUGGUUUUGAAAAAGAUACUAUGCUGGAAGCUUUGAAACUUGAAAAGGGACAAUUAGAAAGAGAAUUAAGCCAAUCUGAAAAACAAUUGUUGGAACAGGCUCAUAAAUAUGAGCAGACCAUUGAGGAGUUGUCAAAUGCACGUAACAUGGAUACCACUUCAUUGCAAUGUGAACAUGAACGGUUAGUUAAACUUGCUCAAGACAAAGAUUUUGAGAUAGCAGAACUCAAGAGGAACAUUGAACAGAUGGAAGCUGACCAUGAGGAAACUAAAGAGAUGUUAACCACUAGCUUAGCUGGGCAAAAACAACUGACAGAGCUCAUAAAAGAGAAAGAGAUCUUUGUUGAAAAAUUUAAAAUCAGAGUUUUUGAGUUAGAGCAGCAACAUGAAGAUUAUACUGAGAACACCAAAAGAGUUGAGCUUUUAAAGCAGAAUUUAGAAGAAAAGGAAAAAAGUCUUUCAGCUAUGAAAGAAGAGAACAGUCAUUUGAAAGAAGAAAUUGAACGAUUAAAAGAACAACAGAGUAGGUCACCUCCUCUGGCUGAGCCCAAAACCUUAGAUAUCAUCACAGAACUUGAAGCAGAAAUAACACAAUUAACUAUACUUAAAAAUAAUUUUGAAGAAGAGGUGAAAUUAAACAAAAAGAUAUUUGAGGAUCAGAAUUUAAAAUUGGCCCAACUACAGCAAUCACUACAGGAGUAUAAAAAGGAAACUGAGGAGUCCAAAUUUCAGCAUGAACAAAUGAACAUAGCACAUAGGCAGGUAUGCAUGGAGAAGGAUGAAGAAAUCAAAAGCCUACAGAGAACAGUAGAACAAAUUAAAACACAACUAAACAAUCAGAGAAAAGUAAUUCAGCAAGACCCUCCUAAUCUUUUUCAGGAAUCUAAAGUUCAAACACUUAAUGGUGAAAAUGGGAAUGAGAAACAUGACUUAUCUAAGGCUGAAAUUGAAAGGCUGGUAAAAGGCAUCAAGGAGAGAGAAAUGGAAAUCAAGCUUCUGAAUGAAAAGAAUGUAUCACUAAGUAGACAGAUUGACCAGUUAUCCAAAGAUGAAGUUGGCAAACUUACACAGAUCAUUCAAGAAAAAAACUUAGAAAUACAAGCUCUUCAUGCAAGGGUUUCCUCCCCAAUUUACAAGCAAGAUGUUCUUUUCCUUCAACAGCAACUACAGACCUAUGCCAUGGAAAGAGAACAAGUGCUGGCAGUUCUUAGUGAAAAAACUAGAGAAAACAGUCAGUUAAAAACAGAUUAUCACAAGUUAGUGGAUAUCGUAGCAGCUAAGGAAUCAGCCAUGAAAAAACUGCAGGAAGAAAACCAAAAGCUAUCCAGUGAAUUUGAAAGUAGCAGUCAUGAUAUGUCUCGCGAAACUAUAAAGAACUUGUCCCGUAUCAUUCGAGAGAAAGAUAUUGAGAUUGAUGCAUUAAGUCAGAAAUGCCAAACUUUAUUAACUGUCCUGCAGACUUCCAGUAUAGACUCAGGCAGUGAGUUACAAGGAAUUAAUAGCAAUCAGUUUGAGGAGCUUUUACAAGAACGUGACAAGUUGAAACAGCAAGUAAAGAAAAUGGAAGAAUGGAAGAAACAAGUCAUGACUACUGUUCAAAAUAUGCAGCAUGAGUCUGCUCAUCUCCAAGAAGAACUACAAAAGCUUCAGACACAAAUUUCAGUUGAUAGUGAAAACAAUUCCCAAUUGCAGAUAGAAUACAAUGGUUUAAUACAGGGCUAUGAACAAAAUGAGAAAAAGCUGAAAAUGUUUACUCAAGAAUUAGCCCAAGUUCAGCAGAGCAUAGGAGAUCUUAAUAAUACCCGGGAUACAAUUCUUGACAAGCUUGAUAUGGCACCACCACCACAGUUGGUAACUACUUCUGUUGAUGGAAAACCAUUAGAGGUUCCCAGUAAUACUUCUGAGAUGUUUGACAGUGAGUCCAAAUCACUAAAUGAGGAACUAGAGUUCAUGAAGAAAACAUUGCAGGAAAAGGAUUCACUUAUCCAGACUUUACAAGAAAAUAAUCAGAGACUGUCUGAUUCUAUGGCUGCAUCAUCAGAGGUUGAAAUAAAAUGUCAACAGGAAUUUGGCUUGGAAAUAAAGCAGUUAAAGGAGAAAUGUGACAUUUUACAGAUGUCCCUCAAGGAAAAAGAUCUGCUAAUAAAAUCAAAAAGUGAUCAAUUGCUUUCUCUGAGUGAAAAUCUUAGUAAUAAAGAGAGUGAAAAUGAGCUGCUGAAGCAAGGCGUCACUAACCUGAAAGAGAGAACUCUUAGCUUAGAAAUGGAUGUUCAUAAAUUGAAGGAAGAAAAUGACAGAAUAAUGGCAAAAAGCCAGGAAAAAGAAACAGAAUUCCGAGCACUACAAGAGACUAACAUGCAAUUUUCAAUAAUGUUAAGGGAGAAGGAAUUUGAACAUAAUUCCAUAAAGGUGAAAGCUCUUACAUUUGAAAAGAUGUUGAAAGAGAGAGAACAGGGAAAGACAGUUGAAUUAAACCAGCUGUUAAAUGAAGCCAAGUCAAUGCAAGAAAAAGCUGUUGCUUUUCAGCAAGAGCGAGAUCAAGUCAUGUUGGCCCUCAAACAGAAACAAAUGGAGACUAGUGCUCUACAGAAUGAGGUGCAGUAUUUACGUGAGAAGGAGCAGCGUUUAAAUCAAGAACUAGACAGGUUACGCAAUCAUCUUUUAGAAAGGGAAGAUACCUCCACACGUGAAGCUUUAGCAGCUGAGGAUCGGGAAUCAAAGCUAAAAAAGAAAGUCCAGAUUUUGGAGGAAAAGCUUCUGUCUUCAUCAACUGUAGUGGAAAAUGUCAGCCAUCAGGCAAGUAUUCAGGUGGAAUCCUUGCAAGAACAAUUGAACCUUGUUACUGCACAGAGAGAUGAGAUUAUGCUUCAGCUAACACUUUCACAAGAUCAAGUUAAACAGUAUGCCGUUUCCCUCACAAACCUGCAGAUGGUGCUGGAGCAGUUUCAGCGGGAAGAGAAAGCCAUGUAUUCAGCUGAGCUACAAAAAGCCCAAAAGCAGACUGCGGAAUGGAAGAAGAAAGCAGAACAGCUAGAAGACAAAGUGGUUUUGUUACAAGAAAAGUUGAACGAAGCAAAUGAAGCACUAGAUUCUGCAUCAAGAUUAACGGAGCAGCUGGAUCUGAAAGAAGAACAAAUUGAAGAACUUAAAAGACAAGGUGCAAUCAAACAAGAAAUGUUAGAAGAUGCACAAAAUAAAUUAAUGAAUCUCAUAAACAGUACUGAAGGAAAAGUAGACAAAGUCUUGAUGAGAAAUCUUUUCAUUGGGCAUUUCCAUACUCCAAAGAAUAAGCGGCAUGAGGUGCUAAGGCUAAUGGGAAGUAUCCUAGGAAUAAAAAAGGAUGAACUGGAGCAGUUGCUGACUGAAGAUCAAAACGGUGUAACGCAAUGGGUGACUGGAUGGUUUGGUGGAAGAGCUGCUGAAUCAAAGAGUGUCCCCAACACACCUCUCAGACCCAGCCAGCAAUCGAUUUUCAGUAGUUCUUUCUCAGAACUGUUUGUGAAGUUCCUUGAAACAGAAUCACGCCCAACUCUUCCCCCACCAAAGCUUUCUCUUGCUAACAUGAUGCCUUUAGGAAUGACAGGAAUCACUAGUCCUUCCAGCAAUGUGACAGGCACAGGAACCAGUAGAAGAGCAGAUGUGAAUCCAUUUCUUGCACCCCGAUCAGCAGCAGUACCGCUCAUCUCUCCAGCUAAUCUUGGAACUAGUGGAUCUGGGCAUCUGCUUAUGAAACCCAUUUCAGAUGCCUUGCCCACCUUCACCCCAAUGCCAGUUGCACCUGAUGCUAGCGCAGGUGCAGUCUUAAAAGACCUGUUAAAGCAAUAGACUUUUAUGAAUUGAAAAGGAUAGCACUUUAAACAUAAUAUGCUGUAUCAGUCACAAAGAGGCCUUUUGUAAAAAGUUGGUAGUUUUCAGUAGCUCUAAAAGUAAACCAUUGUACAGAUAAAAACAAAUUAACAUUGGAGACCUAAACCAUUUACUCAUCAUUCUCCAACUAUGCAACAUCAGUUUUUACAUACUGCUGUCAGUCUAGUCACACUUGUUUUUUCCUUUUCCUUUCCCUUUUCUCAACAGGAAUCUGCUCAUGGUGUUAUUUUAGAGUGUCUUUAUAUAUAAACCCAGUUCAAUCUUGAUAGAAAUAGAUGGUCCACAAAAUCCAUCUGGUUUAGUACAAUACCACUGUAGCUAUUCCCUAUCACACCUCACAGGGCCUGGAAUGAUAAGGCAGGAGCUAUCUUCUGCUGGGUGUGAUACGUUAGAUCACAGAUCUUCUGCAGUCUGUACGUUAGAUCAGAUUCUGAUCUAAUCUGGAGCAGAAUUAUGUUAAAUGAGGAACUGCAUAUUAUCCAAUCACAGUCAAUCUGGAAUACUUCUGUGAUUUGAAUUAGAUAACAGAAAUUACAAAGGAAUAAGGAUCAACUGACCAAGUCUAUUCUUUGGGUAAAAUAUUAAAAACAAGAUCAUAUAUCAGCUGUCAUCUCUGGAUGACUAAGUAAUAUUUGGCUGAGAUAGGACGGAUACAUUGGGAAAGGCCAGGUUUGU